This is a messenger RNA of Blepharisma stoltei, 3414 nucleotides long. NCBI's taxonomy places the organism in Eukaryota, Ciliophora, Heterotrichea, Heterotrichida, Blepharismidae. The record is from the annotation of a GenBank genome assembly.
AUGAAAAGAACCAAAGUCAAAAGAAGCUCAUCUUUUCUAGAGCUGAUGGCCCAGCCAACAGUAAAAGGUUCCCAAUUAAUCCUCUAUUUCUCCACUUGCGUUUCCCAUGUUCUCAGAUCAUCUCGAGGCAGAGAUAAAAUUUUAGGUGUGGUGCAGCACCUCUCAGACUUAUAUAAAAAUUGCAUGAUUGAUUAUCUUGCAGAAAAUCGCAUUCGAGAGUGGCCGAUUGGUCAAGCACAAAUAGGACCUCGGGACCCCCACCCCAUAUACAUAGCUUUUUGUAGAAUAUUUAAUAGUUUAAGCCUAAGUGAAGGAACUAAAGUUUUAUACUCUAAACUAUAGCUCAUACCCCUUUAUAGAUCCCUUUAUCGAGCAAAGUGUACUUGACUAUUGAAAGACCAAAAUAGACUCUCUCAAAGAGAUGAGCUCAAUCUCUAUAUCAGAAAGUUCUAGAAAGUGGCAUGCCAAAAAAUAUAGUGGGAAGUGUGAAAAAGUUGGGUAAGCAAAUACGAUUAGACUUAAGAUAAUUAAUCAUUCAUCUCUUUCGUUAAAUUGAUUUAAUAAAAUAAUAUCUACAUGUAGAUUUGACUAUGGAUUAUCUUUGGAUUUACAUAAGUCAAAAUUCUACUGGAGUUUUUUGAUUGAUAUGCUUACUGGAGUUAUAGCACUUGGAGAUCUAUACAACCGUUUACUCAAGAAGUUCCUCCUUUGCAUUCUCAAUUUAAAAGUUCAGGUGCAAUUUCUUCCAUACUGGACUCCAUCUUUAUAAUCGCUUAAAUUGAAACAAAAUUCAAUUUUAUAAUAAAAAAUUUUAUAGAUAAAAAUCAUAAUUUUUAUGUAAAAAGUUUCGGUAUAAGUUAAAUGUUUCUUAUUAACUAAAAUUAAAAAUUUAGUUAUAUCUUGCUCUUUUUUAAAGAAAAGAACAUAAAGAGCAUCUUAUUUAAAUACAUUUAUUAUCUUUAAUUGCUAUAAAAAAUUUUCAACAAAAAAUAUAAUUUAUUGCAUUUAUUUCUUAUCAUGCAUAUGAUGUUAUUUGAAUUUAUUAUUUAGAAACCAAAUGUACGUUUCAAAACGCAGAUUUUAGUGCGCCAAAUUAAUAAUUUAAAUUUCAUAUGAAAAUAGUGUGUAUAACUGCCAUAAGAAAUUAAGCCAAGGGAUUAUAUUUUUUAUUUAAAUAAUUUUGAUAAAAAUUUUUAUGCGAAUUCUUUACAAAAAUUGAAAAUUUACUAUAUUUCUUCUUUAUUUUAGCAAAAGAGUAUAAAUAGCCACUUAAUUAAACAAAAUUAACACUUUGAUCGAUAAAUUUUCUAGAAAUUUAUUAAUCUAAUUCGACACAUUUUUUAAUUUUUUUUAUAAGAAUUUUAUAUUGAAUUUUUUAUAAGAAUUUUAUAUUGAUUUUUUUAUAAAAAAUUUUCUUAACCCUUCUUUUAAAUUGGAACAAAUAUUUGGUCCAAUUUAAAAGAAGGGAGUUAAAUCAAAAAUCCUACGCAGUUUUUGCACGAUAUGCUUACUGAAGUUAUAACACUUGGAGAUCUAUACAACCGUUUAUUCGGGAAGUUCCCCCUUUGCAUUUUCACUUUUGACAAUUUAUUUCAUAAUGGACUCCAUCUUUAUAAUCACUUAAGUCAGGAUCCUACUCGAGUUUUUUGAUUGAUAUGCUUACUGGGGUUAUAGCACUUGAAGAUCUAUACAACCGUUUACUCGGGAAGUUCCCCACUUGCAUUUUUAAACUCAUUUCUAUAAAUUAUCUCAAGCACUUUUUACAUAAACAAAUAAACCAAAAAUAUUUAAAUCUAUUAAAAUUUAUAUGUAGCAUUUAUUAUUAUAAUUAUCAUUAAUUAAGGCCUUAAAAAAUAAGAUUUUUAAUUAUUAAUCAAUUCCAGUCUAAUUGGGUAUGUUAAGUUUUAAAUUAUUUUAUUAAUAAAGCCAUUUUAAAAAUUUGCGUGUUUGCUUACCAACUUUUUUCACACUUGCCACUAUUUUUUGGCAUGCCACUUUCUAGAACUUUCUGAUAUAGAGAUUGAGCUCAUCUCUUUGAGAGAGUCUAUUUUGGUCUUUCAAUAGUCAAGUACACUUUGCUCGAUAAAGGGAUCUAUAAAGGGGUAUGAGCUAUAGUUUAGAGUAUAAAACUUUAGUUCCUUCACUUAGGCUUAAGAAAUUACGCCUUCCAUGAUGGCGAAAGCCGCAGUCCGACAGAAAAACAGGAAGUUCCGAAAUUCGGGGUCACUUAACAAAAUGGUGGCCCCGAAAGGGCCACGGGGUCGGAUGGGGGUGUGGUUUCCGGGGUGGGAGCAGGCUUGGGCUAACUGGGGCCUCUCCUCGACCCACAGACGAAAGACCGACGGCGCAAUACCAAGCAGGUACUUCUGGAGGAGCAUUAUAUUGCCUGUAAAUGGCAGAGGUAGUUCCAGAAGGAGGCAUCGGACGUUUCCCUCAUACCCUGAGCACUACCAGGGGUUAAGAGAGUCUUUGCUGAAGUUUUUUGGUCCAAGCAGGUUCGGGUGAGUCUCCCCGAAAGAUGUCGACGUCACCAUUUUUGAUGACGUCAUCAGAAAAGGGCGUUAGCUGGGAUUAGUGCUUAACGCCACUGGAGCGCGAAGCUAUUCCGUGUAAGGGUAGGGGCUGGAAUAAUCCCCUGGGACCCCCUAUAAUUUAUCUCUCUCUCACUUAGGCUUAAACUAUUAAAUAUUCUACAAAAAGCUAUGUAUAUGGGGUGGGGGUGGGGGUCCCGAGGUCCUAUUUGUGCUGGACCAGCCGAUAAUACUCAGAAAUGCGAAAAUAAUUAAUGAGUCUAUGAAGAAUGGGCGAAAAAUUUUUCGGCUAUUGAGAUGGAUUGAAGAACUAGGAAGCAUUGGGAAAAACACCAAAGGGCCUUAUGACGCUAUUAUUAUCUUAAAAUUAGUCAGGCAUAUAGCUGGGGCGAUCUAUUAUAUACUAGACAACUUGGUCUGAGUUGCACAAAUUGGAGUAAUCUCCAAAGUGAUUACCAAUGCAAACUGGAAAUGGGAAAGUACAAAAGAUGCGGCGUCGUUUGUAAGAUAUAUUUUAUUAUUGAUAAUCAAUUUAUUCUCUGUAAGAAAAAGACGAGCUAAAGAGACAGAACUUAUAGAAGAGCUGGAGAGUGACCCUGGGAGAAUUAUUAAUUAUGAUAACCAUGGGUAUAAGAAAAUGCUAAGCUUGGUGAAAAUUCGGACAAAGCGAAGAUAUCAAGCUCUAGAUAUUAUGAAGAAUUUCUUGCGAAUCUUUAUGCUGAUGAAAUCGCUGAAAUUACCUUUCACGCAAAAUGUGAGUGGGGUGUUUUACAGCAUCUGUGGAAUUACUUCGAGCGCUUUGGCAAUUUUCAAAUUAUUGACUUUGAAAACUCAGAUAAGAAUUGAAGGAAAGCAGACGAUCAAAAGAACUGAUUUUCAAUAG